Messenger RNA from Tarenaya hassleriana, 2303 nucleotides. RefSeq names its product NADP-dependent malic enzyme 4, chloroplastic. Gene Ontology annotation, cellular component: chloroplast. The coding region runs from base 177 to 2069 and encodes 630 amino acids. The record is from RefSeq and is a predicted model, not a curated record. Lineage: Eukaryota; Viridiplantae; Streptophyta; Magnoliopsida; Brassicales; Cleomaceae. Gene Ontology annotation, biological process: malate metabolic process; pyruvate metabolic process. The transcript has 20 exons. Gene Ontology annotation, molecular function: NAD binding; malate dehydrogenase (decarboxylating) (NAD+) activity; malate dehydrogenase (decarboxylating) (NADP+) activity.
CCAUGGAGGUUCGAUGCCAUUUGCGCAGCUCCCAGAUUUUGCGUGAGAGAGAAAGCGAAGGAGAGAGAGAGAGGUUUCAGCGCUGAAGACCCUCUCCGUCUCGUCCUCCUCCAUAUAUAAGAGUUUCAAGGACGCAGCCUGAGGCGUACGACUCUCUCUCAUCUCGGCAUUUCACCAUGAUUUCACUCAGUCUCUCCUCGUGUCUGAUCAAGACGAGUUUUCCUGGGAGUUGCACCCUUUUCUCUUCCCGCCAGGCAAAACCAGCUCCAGCUUUCUUAAGGGUAAUCGCCGGCGAGGGACCUAACCAGGUUUUGAUGGAGAAGACUGCAUCUUCCGAGGUCUCCGUCGGUGAAACCACCGUAUCCGGCGGAGUUCAGGACGUCUACGGAGAGGACGCUGCCACCGAGGACUUCCCCGUCACUCCUUGGUCCCUCUCCGUCGCCAGUGGGUACACUCUGUUGCGUGAUCCUCAUCACAACAAGGGGCUUGCCUUCAGCGACAGGGAGAGGGACGCUCACUUUCUGCGCGGUCUUCUCCCCCCCACUGUCAUCUCUCAGGAUCUUCAGGUUAAGAAGUUGAUGCAUAAUCUCCGCCAAUAUCAAAUUCCACUGCAGAGGUACAUGGCUAUGAUGGAUCUCCAGGAGACGAAUGAGAGACUGUUCUACAAGCUUCUCAUAGAGAAUGUUGAAGAGUUACUGCCGGUUGUCUAUACUCCAACGGUAGGCGAAGCCUGCCAGAAGUAUGGCAGCAUUUUCUUGCGUCCACAGGGUCUUUUUAUCAGCUUGAAGGAGAAGGGUAAGAUCCUUGAGGUGCUGAGAAACUGGCCCGAGAAGAACAUCCAGGUCAUUGUUGUUACUGAUGGGGAGCGUAUUUUAGGGUUAGGGGAUCUUGGAUGUCAGGGAAUGGGAAUACCGGUUGGGAAGCUUUCUCUGUAUACAGCACUCGGAGGUGUCCGCCCCUCUGCUUGUCUUCCCGUGACAAUUGAUGUUGGGACAAAUAACGAGAAGCUGUUGAACGAUGAGUUUUACAUAGGGCUUCGCCAAAGGAGAGCUACUGGAGAGGAAUACUCAGAACUUAUACAUGAAUUCAUGACGGCAGUCAAGCAGAACUAUGGUGAGAAAGUUCUCGUUCAGUUUGAAGACUUUGCAAACCAUAAUGCCUUCGAUCUGCUAGCUAAAUAUGGAACAACUCAUCUCGUUUUCAAUGAUGAUAUUCAGGGCACGGCAUCAGUGGUUCUUGCUGGUCUCAUUUCGGCUCUUAAAUUUGUUGGUGGAUCCCUAGCAGAUCAUAGAUUUCUCUUCCUUGGUGCUGGAGAGGCUGGCACCGGAAUAGCUGAACUUAUAGCUCUUGAGAUAUCGAAAAAGUCCAAAAUCCCACUGGAAGAGGCUCGGAAGAAUAUAUGGCUUGUGGAUUCCAAGGGAUUAAUUGUCAGUUCGCGCAAAGAAUCUGUUCAACAUUUCAAAAAGCCCUGGGCUCAUGAUCACGAACCCAUAAAGGAACUUGUUGAUGCUGUGAAGGCAAUCAAGCCAACAGUUCUGAUCGGAACAUCAGGAGUGGGCCGAACAUUCACCCAAGAUGUGGUAGAAGCCAUGUCAGACCUGAAUGAGAAACCUAUCAUUCUUGCUCUUUCAAACCCGACUUCCCAGUCAGAAUGCACUGCAGAAGAGGCCUAUACUUGGAGUCAGGGACGGGCAAUCUUUGCUACCGGGAGCCCAUUUCCCCCUGUAGAGUACAACGGAAAGACGAUUGUGCCUGGACAGGCGAACAAUGCGUACAUCUUCCCGGGGUUUGGACUGGGGUUAAUAAUGUCGGGGACAAUCCGUGUUCAUGAUGACAUGCUUCUGGCGGCGUCGGAAGCGUUGGCUGAGCAGCUGGCAGAGGAGCACUUCGAGAAGGGAAUGAUAUUCCCUCCCUUUAAGAAUAUCAGAAUGAUCUCAGCUCGCAUCGCUGCAAAGGUGGCGUCCAAGGCUUAUGAACUCGGGUUGGCAACGAGGUUGCCUCAGCCGAAAGAUCUGGUGCAAUGCGCGGAGAGCUGUAUGUACAGCCCUUCCUAUCGUAGCUACCGCUGAAUUUAGUAACCCCUGACGUCAUCUUACCUUUCCUUUUCUUUUCUUAGUAUUUUUUUUCUCUCUACCCUUUAGUACACUCGAUUUUUUUUUUUAUACUUUUUAAUGUAAUUUUGACAUUCAAUCUGCGAUGUCUCCUGUACUUGUGUAAGUUUGCUAAAUCUGUGGAAUCUCCCUUCUCCGGGUGAUGGCUCUGAUUCUGGAUUACAUUAAAUAAAUAAAUUGCCCGGAAACACA